AUGACAGCAGAUCCCGAAAUAUUUGUGGCUGAAAAUCAAUUGGCCACUGCACAAAAAGAAUUGAACGAUUUAAAGCAAUUAAGAUCACUUGCUACAGGAAAUAUUCGACCUGGCGAAAAUCCAGAACUAGUUGCCCGAGCAAUUAGCGCUUUCAUUCCACUUCCAAUUAAGUAUACUCAUUCGCUUCAAAGUUUACAAAGUUUAUUCUACUAUUCAUUAAAAAUACAAGAUACAAAAUUAUAUAAUUGGACGUCAGAGCAAAUUAAACGAUUAUACACAGCUUCAAUACUAAAAGCAUUCCAAGAUGCACGCCCACCUGGUACAAACUUACCUACACCUCCAGAAACUUCACUUACUGUUUUCAGAACGAAAAUUAAAACAAUGACUCGUCGAGAUGCUGCUGAAUUCCUCCUUAGAAAAGAUAUUCCUCCAUUUUUCGCUACGCAAAUUAAAAGAUACCUUCAAUUCAACGAUGACAGAAUAAAGAUUACUGGAGAAAAACCAGACGAAAGUCCUCUACAACCUGGUGCAGAGACAUUAAGAAAAUCGUUUGUUAACCAAGAUAGUAUGAAAUCAAAUAAUCCAAAUUAUCCAACAAAUCUGAUUUCACGAAUGAAUAUUAAACCAAUUGUAGCUGUUCCUUGCUUGAUUGAAGCAAAUGCUCCUCGUGCUGCUUGGCCUGAAACGACUCAGAGUCCAGUUUUCACUCAAAAGAAGUUCUUCAAAACUAAACUUGCUUUACCGCUUGAAUUGACUAUCAAGAAGCUAAAUGCUUAUAAAGCACCGCAAUAUAUUAUCGAAAAAGUUGAAGCAAUGGGAGAAUAA
Trichomonas vaginalis G3 is the source of this 825-nucleotide messenger RNA. RefSeq lists its product as uncharacterized. The coding region runs from base 1 to 825 and encodes 274 amino acids. The record is from RefSeq and is a predicted model, not a curated record. Lineage: Eukaryota; Parabasalia; Trichomonadida; Trichomonadidae. The transcript has a single exon.